GGCAGCUAAAACUGCUCUUCAUUCACACUGUAUUUGUGGGAGACUGUGUAUUACAGAGGUGUGUGAAACCGUGUUCAUAUGUUUCAAUGUUGUGGGUGACCCGUUUUGUGACCUUACGACCUUUGUACUGAUGACGGGCACCAUGAUGCAGAGUAUGGACACAAGGGAGACAGAGAUUGACCUGAGAGAUGCGGGGGAUGGUGAAGAUGAAGAGGGACAACAGGCAUGGAAGACACAGCUAGAAACCGUCCUGGAGGAAGAGGAGGAGGAAGAUGUCAUCUCUACACAAAGUGACACCAGGCCUCUCAUCAAUGAAAGGGAUCCAAGGCAAAUAAAUGAGUGUCUUAAGGUUAGUUUUGAGGAUGUGAUAGCAGAACCGGUGUCAGUGCGCAGUGGGGAUCGGGUGUGGAUCUGGAGUCAUGCUCUUUUCGAGGUGUCCAGGGUGUGGUGUUACCGUAUCAUCACAGCUCUUUUGGCUGUUCCCGUGUCUCUUAUUGCUGGAGUUCUCUUCGCCAUUCUCAGCUUCAUUCACAUCUGGUUCUUCACACCAUGUGCACAUGUGAUUUUGAUAAACACUGGUUGGUUGCAGACGUUAUGGAGCAGCCUAUUAGACAUCUUCAUCCUACCAUUCUUCCAAAGCAUUGCCAAGUGCUGCAGUGGAAUUAGUGUUCUUCUAACACAGGAAUGAGAAAUGUUCUCUGGAAUCAAUUUAAGUGGGAAUUUACAGAACAUUUAGGGGCCGUUUACACAACAAUGUUUUCAACUAAAAACGGAAAACUUUUUAUGCCUUUUGGCUGUUCGUUUACACGACAAUGGCGUUUUGGGGACUGAAAACGCAAACUUUUGAAAACAGGUUUCAAAGUGCAAGUUUUUGAAAACGAUGCCGUUAUCGUCUCCAUGUAAACAUACAAAAACGUGAAUUUGUGAAAACGAUGACAUCAUGCGCACGUGUAUUAUGUUUUCAGUCUAUAGGCAUGCACGCAAGUACUUCAAAACAAUGCACGAGACAUUCAAAACUACAAUGGCGGACUACAGGACUGUGUUUGUGCUGCUCAAGGUUUUGAGUUUAUUGACGCUUCUCCAGCAAAGUAAUUGUAGUAAUAAAGCAACCUCAUCGUCCGUCCAGACAAAAUUGCUCGAUGCUUUCGCCAUCUUCAUUGUAUUCACCGCUCUGUGGAAGCAUGCUUAUGUGCGCAGGCACGUAGUGUUUCUUUACAAAGUGAUGUCAACUACUGGCCUGGCAUGCAUAAUACAGCGUUUUUAGUAGUUUUCAUGAAUCCGUGUGAACGGGGAUCGUUUUGACAACGUUGUCGUCUGUACGCGAAUCUUUUCAAAAACGCAAAGGAUAAACUUUUCAGUUUUUAGUACAUCGUUGUCGUGUAAACGUACCCUAAGGUUAUAUUCGGAUGACUGGACUAUGUGGUGUCUAAAAUAUUUAUAGUGGCCGCUUGACUCCUGGUCCAUGUUAAAGUGGGACCUUGCCAAAUGAUUAGCAUGUUAAAUAUUGAGGAAAUAGAUAUUCUUAGCAUGAGGUUUACUGAAGUAUGAAAGUAUUUUAAAAGGGAAUGUUCACCCCAUAAUUAAAAUUCUUUCAUUUACUCUGCCUCAUGUCGUUCCAAACCCUUAUGAAAUUCUUUUCUUUUAUGGACCACAAAAGGAGAUAUUAACCUUCCUGGGCUGUUCAGUCAUUUUGACCGAUUUCAGUUUUGUUUUUUUCAUAAAAAUGGUUUCCUCAAUCUGAAUGGAUCACGACUAUGUGACUUUUCCUAGACUUGCAAUCUGAACAUACAAAUAAAUGUAGACUUAAUUUGAUGAGUUGAAGUGGUCAUUAAAAAAAAAAAGCGAUACCUUUGCUUUUCGUGGUCAAAUUUGACCGACCAUAGGAAAUGAAAGGGAGAGGUCCUGACUAAGCUUUUUUUUUCUUUUUUUUUUAUACAAUCAAUAAAUCACAAUGCAGAACACACACACACACACAUAAAUGAAGAGGUUGGACUAUAAAACAUCCAGAGUGAAAAGCAUACACAUACACUCACAAACACACACACUCUCUCUCUCUCUCUCUCUCUCACGCACACACACACACACAUGAAUUGAUGACACUGUAACACAGAGCAACUUUUAAAAAUCUGUCCAAAAAUAAAUAAAUCAGCCACAAUGCAGAACACGUGGGCGCGAAUGAAUGGGUGAGACAAACACAGCCAGAAGACAGAACACACACACUCAAGCACACCCAGACACACACACACACAUACACAGAUUAAAGAACAAAAAACAAAGUCUUAGUCUGACCGCAGUGUACUGUAUGUGCUUAAGUGUAGGAGCAGCAGCUUCCAGACAAAUCACUGCAUCUUUCUGUUACGGAAACAAAGAAACUUAAAUAAGCUAAUUUACUUUAUUGAGAUCCCGUCCACACUAAUACAUUUUUGAUUGAAAAUGCAUCUUUUUCUCUUCAGUUCACACUGAGUUGAAAACGUUGUCGUGUAAACGGCCCCAUGAGACUGCUUUUUUUGUCUAGCAGAGCUUUUUGGAAACGCUCUCACAAGUGGAUACAUUUAAAAAACAGCAUCUUCGCAUUGUAGUGCGGACAAGGAAGAUAGAGAUAUCUGAAAAAGAUGAUGUAUUUGUUGUCAUGCAAUCCAUUCAAUCCAAAACAAUGAAGAUGGCGGCCCAUGUUGUAACGGCGUUGCUCUGCCUCCUAUCCACUUGUUAAAGAUAAAUGUGACUUUGGACUAUGGCGUUAUUUUUAUAUCACCAGAACUUGAAUUUGAAAAAGCCUCUGAAUUCAUGAUCUUGAAAAAAGACUAGGUGUAAUUUGAUGUUAUCGAAAUUUUUUGCUGUUAAUUUGAAAUAUUUGAAAAUAUUUUGUGUGAAUUCACCUAAAAAAAUUCAGGUUUUGAAAUUCAAGUUUGUAUUAUUCAAGGUGUGGAUUUCAGGUUGUGAAAUUCAGAUCUCAAUAUUCAGGUUGUUCAGGUGGCAAAAUUCGAGGAUGGCAUCCAGGAAUGCAAGGAAGAGCAAACGAACGUCGGUGUAAUCCAUCUCUCUCUCGAACAAUCGCAAAGCGAUGGAAACAGCUCAAAAAAGUAAUUUAAAUGAAUGAAUGAAUAUAUACAGUAUAUUAUACAUACAGUAUAUAGUAGUAAAUAUACAGUAUAUAUCCUACAUUUUUAAUGAUGUGCAAAACAUCUUUUCUUUGCUCCUUGGCAAUUCACAUUGAACGAAUCUGUUGAAAAGGCCAUUAAAAUUAUUCACGUGCACGCAUACAUGACCAGAUAACACACGAUCCGCAGUUGAUCCACAACACCGGCCAAUCUCAGCAGUACAUCAUCUCUCAUUCAGAAGUUUCACAUGUUUUUGUGUUGUUUUGUGGUCUGAUUAAAAUACAAAACGUCUGUGAUGAUCACGUCUGUAUGAAUGUAAGAGCUGCUUUUAACUCAUGAAGAACACACAAAAAGUGAAAGCAACCGAGGCAGUGUUUAUGACUAAUGUUUACAUUGUAGUCUGGCGGUGUGAAUAAAGUCUGUGCUUCAUAAUCUUAUGUGUUGUUUAUUGACCAACAUUAGUAUAUAAAAAAUAUACUGUAAAUUGACAUUAUAGUGCUUUUUUAUUAUUAUUAUUAUAAUGUGUUACA
Messenger RNA from Myxocyprinus asiaticus (Chinese sucker), 3628 nucleotides. Its product is annotated as caveolin-2-like. The record is from RefSeq and is a predicted model, not a curated record. Gene Ontology annotation, molecular function: molecular adaptor activity. Gene Ontology annotation, biological process: caveola assembly. Bases 131 to 688 code for a protein of 185 amino acids. NCBI's taxonomy places the organism in Eukaryota, Metazoa, Chordata, Actinopteri, Cypriniformes, Catostomidae. The transcript is spliced from 3 exons. Gene Ontology annotation, cellular component: caveola.